Messenger RNA from Paraglomus occultum, 531 nucleotides. The record is from the annotation of a GenBank genome assembly. Lineage: Eukaryota; Fungi; Glomeromycota; Glomeromycetes; Paraglomerales; Paraglomeraceae.
AUGAAGCGCGCUAUUGCUCUUUUCUUUGCUAUUCUUGCCAUCGUUGCUGUUGCAACUGCUCAGAUGACUAUUAACGUAGGAGAUGGUGGUCUAAAAUUCAACCCAGCCACAGGCAGCGUCCCCGCUGGUUCUAUGAUCAUGUUUAAAUGGGUUAGCGCUAACCAACACAGUGUUGUUCGAACUGACGACGGCACAACUUGCACCCCAUCAACAGUAAAUGUCUACAAGGGUGGUCCAGCAGCUCAAAUGGGUUUCACAUCAAAUUUCACAGUCCCCAAUAAUGUCGACAAGUUGUGGUUCAUCUGUGGUGUCCCUGGACAUUGUGAAGCAGGAAUGAAAUUGGUUCUCACGGUUACAGGUGGAAGUGGAGGCAGCACUAACUCAAGCAGUGGUUCAGGUUCCCCUACUAGCACCAGCGCCGGUUCUAGCCCCACCACCGGUAGCGGUAGCGGUUAUGGCAGCUCUGCUUCGACCCUCGGUGCAACCUUCGGCACACUCUUCACCGCCUUGGUUGCUUCUCUCUUGUUGUAA